CCACCACUCGACUGGGAUCAGCCAAUUAAUUACACCGAAAAGAAAAAAAAAAUGGAGGGAGAAGAAGGCGAUUUGGUUGCUGCUGCCAUAAUGGCAAUGCAACAAACAGACACGGAAAACGACCCAGAAUCCACCAUUUUGCAAGUCGUGGCCCAAGCAGCGUGUCCAGGGGACAUUAAGAUGGAAAACCAGAUCGUGGUGCAGUCAGCGGGCGAGAUAAUCGUGCAGCAACACCCGGCAACUGCGCUGCCGAAUCUCCAGAGUCAACAACAGCUACAGCACGCUACCGCGGAGUCGGUUGAGCGAGUACAGGGCGAAGUGGUCGUGGGGGCCUCUGCGCCGCAAGACCCGGUGGCCAUGGCUGUCGACAUGCACGAAGUCAACGUCGAGGGAAUGGAAAGUGUACAGAUGACAUGUGCUAGUGAGCAGGUAGUUGAGGGGGCGAUACAGCAAGGAAUGGCUGAAAUAUUAUUGCAACAUGAUGUAAACGAUUUGGUCGUCCCAGUAACCCCGCUAGAAGUUGCCGAAGAAGAACCCAAAGUCGACGUUGAAGGCAUUGACGAGAACGUCCGGAAGAUAUGCGAGAAGCACCUCAAUGAUGUGAAGGAGGUUGACAAAGACUACAUACGCGGCUUUCACAAGGGCCCCGGUAUCAGCUUUGAGGAGUUCCUCAGCAAGUACUUCAGCGCGACAGGGACGUCCUUUGUGGCCGUUAGCAACAGGAGCCGGACGAUGCCUUUCACGGGGCAGCAACGGCAGUCCCGUUACUAUGGCAAAUGCGAAGGUCGAAUACGUUGGGAAGCUAAAGGCGGCACCCUCCCGAUUGAAUGCUGUGGUUAUCCUUUCAAGAUUGAAGGCUCCAUAUAUCUGCAUUGCUUACAUGGGCCAAAGAGAGACUUGCGUAAGAAGGUGCCAAAGCCCCCAAAAGUCGGUGGCAGAGGUCGCCCCAGCAGGACGAGCAACAAGAAGCUUGAGUGCCCUGCUGCUAUCCAGGUCCGAGAGAUCAGCAUGUACACAGACGAGCGUUAUUCUUUGGCUAAAGAAUUCAAGAAUGGCAGCAAGCUGCGGUUUGAGAAGCAUCGCAUCCUGAGGCAGAUCCGAGAGGAUGAAGGCAACGGAGAGGAGAUGACCAUGGCUCGGAGGUUGUACAUCAAGCUGCCCUACGUCCGUGUCCACUCCUCCCUGCAUCCCAUCGGGGAGAACUCCCAAGCCAUCGACUACCGGGUCUUGCAGAAGCUCAAGCAGCUGACUGCCAACAACAUGACCAACAUCAACGAGAUCAAGAAAUGCCUGAAACACUACGUGGAUGACGUCCUCUUCAAACACAACACCUUGGAGAAAAAGCCAAAGCCAGGCAAUCGUAGGUUCUACCCAUCCCCGACAGAUCUCCAGAAGCAUAUCGCUAGUGCCCAGCCUGAAAAAGAGGAAAACACAGAUGUUUUGGAGGAGAAGAUCAAAGAGUGGUUUUCCAAAGGGAUGGGAAGGAUUAUAUACCGGCCUCACAAGGCGAAGCCGGAGCAGUCCUUCUUGUUCGUUCAUCAAGAGAAGUGGCAGCAGCGGUUGAUGGAGCGCUAUGGCAGCGAUUUGGUUAUGCUAGAUGCCACCUCCAAGACCCACACGAUCAUGUCAAUGUCAUCACCGAUGUACACCCUGUGCAUCCACACCAAUGUCAACUUCAUUGUGGUUGCCGUCUUCGCUGUCGAGAAGGAGACAGUUGCCAACAUCAAGGAGGCUCUUGGGGUGAUCCGCGCCUGGAAUCCAUGGUGGUGCCCAAGCUCCUUCAUGGUUGACAAGUGCAGCACUGAAAUCAAUGCCGUCAAGGAGCUCCUGCCUGAUGUCCGCAUCUACAUCAGCGACUACCACAGGAGGCAGGCUUUUGCAAGAUGGAUCGGAAGGAAGGAAUCAGGGCUUGAUGCAGAGCAGCAGAAAAUGGUCACGAUGCAAAUGGACAAGAUCGCAGAAGAGCAAAACCAGACUCUGUACAACUGCGCCAAGAGGGAGCUCUUGAGUAAUAAGAUCGUGGCAGAGAAUGAAGAGUUCCUGGAUUACUUGCAAUCGGAGUGGUUCUCGUGCCCAGAGAAGUGGGCCCAUGCGUACCGCGACUACGCCAUUGACAACCUGAUCAAUGUCAACAAUGGCGAGGUUGCGAUGGAGCGCUUCCUUCGCUACGCCAACAUCCCCAGAUCCAGAGAUAAAGGAAUCCUGGGUAUUCUAACCCUCAUCGUGGAGUCCUACCUGCCAGACAGCUUAAAAAAGUACCAGAAAAAGAACAAUGUCUGGAAGUACGGCAAGUAUCCCACUCAGGUCCAGAACGUGCCGUCGUACCUUCGUGACCGACCGGCGCAUUUUGUUCGGGAGUGCUUGCAGAACCAGGAAGAAGCCUCCCAGUAUAGCAACGUGGAUGUGCAGCUGAUGGACGCCACGCACGGAGUCUUCAACGUUAGAUCCAGUAAUGGUUUCCACAUUGCCAGCUUCCUGGGUCCAAGCUGCACCUGCAACCAUUGGAAGAAGUUCCGCUUCCCCUGCAAGCAUUUCUUCGCCAUCUUUCUGCACUUCUACGAUUGGGGUUUUAAUCGGCUACCUGACCUGUACAUCAACAGCGUCUUCCUGACGCGGGACGAGGGUGCCUUUCAGGAGCCUCCAGCAGAUGAUGUCACUCAGGACUUCCAGCCGCUUGAAAUCCCAGUGCCGACCUCUAGCGCCGAUGCUUGUCCAGCUGAGACAGUCACAGUCUCUACGUCCUCAGAAGAAGGAGCCUGCUUCAAUCCCAGCCCACCCAACCCCAUCCCAGUCAACCUUAUCUCCAUCCCUGAUUUGGAAGAUGCCGGGAGCAGGUCGCUGACAGAUGCCACCAAUCAAGAGGGGGUGCCCAGUCCAGAAAAGCAGGCCCAAAUCGUGAAUAUCUUCAAGCGAGGGAUGGACCUGAUCACCGACAUCAGCGACGAGCAGCUCAUCACUGAGACAGAACAGGUCUUGAGCCACAUGGUGACCAAGCUGCAACGCCGGUCCACCCACGAGCACUACAUGCAGAAGGUGAUGCCCUCUAUCAAGAGAUUGAAACCGAAUCCUCCUCCCGAGAUACCACCACCUCCUCAGAUGCAACCCGUUGAUGAACAACAGCAGCAGCAUCAUGAACAACAGGAGCAUCAACCAGAGCAUGUUGUUCUAGAUUGUGUGACCAACACGUACUGGUGAAAAGGUUUCGCAUUUGGGAAUCUCAUUGAUGAGUAUUGCUGCAACAGAUCUCAAUGAACUGAAUUCAAAUCUUUGCAAUGUACAUGUGGUUUGACUCUGUAUGGAGUUUUACAUGUGUUCACAGGUACACACUUUGAUGUAAAUAUGUGACCUUCUUGCACAAAAUUAGUCGGAAGACGCUCAGCCGUAUUUUUAGACACAGCCUGUAAUAUAUUGUACAAACAUUAUUAAAAUUCAAAGUCUGGCAUUAGAAGCUAGUACAGCGAAUAUAUUUCACUUUUCCGAAGGACUUCAUUUGGGAAAUUUAAACAAAACUUUGUCCAAACUUUCCGAGGCCUAAAAAUUGGGAUCCGAAAAUACCUAUUUAACUCUGUUCAAUUUUGUCUGAUUCCUGUAUUCUACACAUCAGUGGAAAGCUUACUACUCAAUGUGCUUUCCAAUGAGCCCAAAAUCCAAGUUUUCACAAAUUGGUCCAAGUGACUAGCUUUGUGCCGGAAGGUCGCAUAAAUUAUUCAACGCCUUAAUAAGGUUGUUGAUCACACAUCAUUAAAUUGAUUAUCCCAACCCAUGGCCUGGUCGCGAUUUUUUUCUCCCAAACGACAUCCACAUAUAGUUGAACACUAUGGCGUUUUGGACUUAAUUUUUAUAAAAACAUGAUAAGAAAAUAUAAAAUUAGAAAAAAAAAGUGAAUUUGAACGUUAUGAAAUUUGGACUUUACUUCCCUUUUUAAUUAAAAAAAUCUUCCAAAGCCUCAGUUUAGAAAAGGAAAAAAAUUCGGGUGCAAAACCGAGAUUUGAAUUCGCGACCUCGCGUUGCAAAAUCCUACCCUCUAUUGACUGAGCUGUUGUACUGCUCGCUAAAAUGUGUGGAAACAAAUAAUUAUAUACCUGCGUGCGUAUCAUAAAAGUAUUGUAGAGGGCACUAAACAACCAUGUAUGCGGAUAUCGUUUGGGAGAAAAAAAAAUUCGCGGCCAAAUCGCACUUGGCGCAUUAUUUGUAUAAUACUGGCCCGGUUCUAUUUGUUCCAUUAUUACUUGGGACUGUUUCCCA
Molecule: messenger RNA, 4245 nt
Organism: Patiria miniata (bat star)
Lineage: Eukaryota; Metazoa; Echinodermata; Asteroidea; Valvatida; Asterinidae
Exons: 5
Coding region: 52-3195 (1047 amino acids)
Molecular function (GO): DNA-binding transcription factor activity; zinc ion binding
Source: RefSeq, a predicted model, not a curated record